This is a messenger RNA of Solanum pennellii, 912 nucleotides long. RefSeq lists its product as uncharacterized. The transcript is spliced from 6 exons. The record is from RefSeq and is a predicted model, not a curated record. NCBI's taxonomy places the organism in Eukaryota, Viridiplantae, Streptophyta, Magnoliopsida, Solanales, Solanaceae. The coding region runs from base 1 to 912 and encodes 303 amino acids.
AUGCAAGGUAAGGCUGUGUACAUAAGGCCCAUAGUGGUCUGGCCCUUCCGUGGGGGAGCUCAGAGGAAGAAAAACAGCCUCUUGCAGAAACGCAAGGCACCGAAAAUAUGUCUAAACUGCGGUGACAAAGGAUUCUCGAAUGCCUUCAUUCAUUGCAUUGGCUGUCUUGAAGUUGUUGUACAUCGCUACUGCCUUGACAAAGUCACCUUCACUGAAUUCGUCCCUUGGCUGUGCGAUGAUUGCAAGGAGAAUGAAAUCACUAGAACGACGAAUUCUGAUGCUGUCCAACCUGUAACUGCUUUGGUACAACAUAGCCAUGUUGUUGAUGAUCCUAUUUGGAGGGGUUGCUAUAACAUAUGGAACAAAAAGUAUAACGUUGGCGGAGUUGUUGCUCACCUCUCCGACAAAGCUAGUCAAGGUGUUGCUGAAACAGCAAAGCUACUUCCACUUCACCUUCACUUUGAAAUGGUUUCAAAAGACGACUUAUGGCCUAUGUAUUUCAACAAACCAGAGGCUAAUGUCGAUGACAUUGAGUUGUUUUUCUUCCCCUCGGAGGAAAGACACCAGGAUGAAUUUGAUAGUAUGGUUCAAGAUAUGAUUGGUGGAGAAAAUGCUCUACGAGCAUUAACACCCUACGGGGAGCUAUUGGUUUUCACAUCUACAGAACUUCCCCUGCGUCACUGGAGAUACCAACGAAAAUGCUACUUAUGGGGUAUUCUCAGAGAGACACAGGAUUCUAGUAGCCGUCAACUGGUACCAAACAGGAAUCAAACUCCUGACAAUGUUUUGGCUGCCAGAGAUCCUGUGAACGAUAGGGCCCCUAUUGAGGACGAUGCACAGGUUGUGACAGACGAGUUGAGAAGAGGAAACAGGAUCAGAAAACCAACUGCUAGAUUUGAUGACUAUAUAUGA